ACCGAGUCAUAAUCGCGGUCGCGAAGGGGAGACUUCAUCGAGUGGAGAUAGCUUCCAGCAGCAUGGCGAUAAAUCUAAACGAGGAUAAGCCGCAAGCGCAAGCGAUGUCCUACCCCGCCGAACAUGGCCAACAACUCAAGGCCAUGUUCACAAGCCCAAACAUCUACCGACUAUCUGGGAAAACGUUGCAUUUUCCGAUUGCCCAUAGCGGUAGCGGCGUAGGAAAGUCGCAGCAAUACGAGCCAUCUUAGG
This is a messenger RNA of Neurospora tetrasperma FGSC 2508, 252 nucleotides long. RefSeq lists its product as uncharacterized. The transcript has a single exon. The record is from RefSeq and is a predicted model, not a curated record. Bases 63 to 251 code for a protein of 62 amino acids. NCBI's taxonomy places the organism in Eukaryota, Fungi, Ascomycota, Sordariomycetes, Sordariales, Sordariaceae.